CCUCCACGAAGCACUGAUGCCCAUCCGCCCACACAGAGCACAACUCCCUCCCGCAACUCCACGAGCACAUCCGCACCCACCUCUUACAGCACACACACCCCUUCACACCACCACACCCACGCCCACCAAUCAUCCUCUCCCGUCUCUCCAUUUGCGCCCACGAAUCAGCAGCCCAGCACUGUAGCACAGCCCCCAGCCCACGCGCUGACGUCACCGCGCGCGUGAGGUGUCCGUCGCCCUCGCGGGGGCUCGGGUGGUCAGCACCUACCUCGCAUCAAAAGCAGGCUCCAGAAUAAUUGAUACCGGGAUACGCGUACACGUACCUAGCUACACGUAUAAGAGCCCGAUCCGCGUCCACUCUUGCUACUUUAAUCACUCUACCAACUACCUCCUUCCACCACCACCACCACCACAACAACAAACAACCACAAACAAACUCUCCACCUCCAAACCCACCAACAAAACCAAGCCAAAGCACUACUCCCACCUACCAAAAAUGGCCAUCACAAACUCUAACGAAUCCGGCCUCACGUCCGGCGUGCGCUUCGUGACCUCCACAGUCGGCAACACGGUCGGCGGCCUGACCAACACCGUCGGCGGGGUCGUCGGGGCCGCCGGCCGCGGCGUCGGCCAGACAAUCGAGGGCGCGACGGGCUCCGCGGGCCGUGGCGUCGGAAAGGGCGUUGCCGACGUGGCGACGGGCGUCGAGGACGGGGCGGCGCGCGUCGCGCGCGGCGUCAAGAAUGCUGGCGAGGGGAAGUGAGUGAUGAUUGAGAGAGCGGACGGAAUGAGAGAGGAAUAGGGAAAGAGUUUUUU
This is a messenger RNA of Aplosporella prunicola CBS 121167, 816 nucleotides long. RefSeq lists its product as uncharacterized. The transcript has a single exon. NCBI's taxonomy places the organism in Eukaryota, Fungi, Ascomycota, Dothideomycetes, Botryosphaeriales, Aplosporellaceae. The coding region runs from base 497 to 763 and encodes 88 amino acids. The record is from RefSeq and is a predicted model, not a curated record.